Messenger RNA from Opisthocomus hoazin, 2927 nucleotides. NCBI's taxonomy places the organism in Eukaryota, Metazoa, Chordata, Aves, Opisthocomiformes, Opisthocomidae. The record is from RefSeq and is a predicted model, not a curated record.
AUGCGCAUGGGAAAUGCCGGACCCGUCGGGGCACAGCCCCUACUCAUGGUGCCCAGACGUCCUGGCUAUGGCACCAUGGGCAAACCCAUUAAACUGCUGGCCAACUGCUUCCAAGUUGAAAUCCCAAAGAUUGAUGUCUACCUCUAUGAGGUGGAUAUCAAACCAGAUAAGUGUCCUCGGAGGGUGAACAGGGAGGUGGUGGACUCAAUGGUGCAGCAUUUUAAAGUGACAAUAUUUGGGGACCGUAGACCGGUUUAUGAUGGGAAAAGAAGCCUCUAUACAGCCAAUCCGCUUCCUGUGGCUACUACUGGGGUGGAUUUGGAUGUGACCUUACCAGGAGAAGGUGGAAAAGAUCGUCCCUUCAAAGUGUCAAUAAAGUUUGUUUCUCGGGUGAGCUGGCACUUGCUGCAUGAAGUGUUGACAGGAAGAACCUUGCCUGAGCCGCUGGAACUAGACAAGCCUAUCAGCACUAACCCUGUUCAUGCUGUCGAUGUGGUGCUACGACACCUGCCCUCCAUGAAGUAUACCCCUGUGGGCCGCUCCUUUUUCUCAGCUCCAGAAGGCUAUGAUCACCCCUUGGGCGGCGGCAGGGAGGUCUGGUUUGGAUUCCAUCAGUCUGUUCGGCCUGCCAUGUGGAAGAUGAUGCUCAAUAUUGAUGUUUCUGCCACUGCCUUCUACAAAGCACAACCUGUAAUUCAGUUUAUGUGUGAAGUUCUUGACAUUCAUAAUAUUGAUGAACAACCAAGACCUCUGACUGAUUCUCAUCGGGUAAAAUUCACCAAAGAGAUAAAGGGUCUAAAGGUAGAAGUGACUCACUGUGGAACGAUGAGAAGGAAAUACCGUGUUUGUAACGUAACGAGAAGGCCUGCGAGUCAUCAAACCUUUCCUUUGCAGUUAGAAAACGGCCAGACUGUGGAGAGAACAGUAGCACAGUAUUUCCGAGAGAAAUACAACCUCCAGCUGAAAUACCCUCAUCUUCCUUGCCUACAAGUGGGACAAGAACAGAAACACACCUACCUGCCUUUAGAAGUAUGUAACAUUGUAGCUGGCCAGCGGUGCAUCAAGAAGCUGACGGACAAUCAGACAUCAACUAUGAUAAAGGCCACAGCGAGAUCUGCUCCGGAUAGACAGGAGGAAAUCAGCAGAUUGGUGAGAAGUGCAAAUUACGAUGCAGAUCCAUUUGUUCAAGAGUUCCAGUUCAAAGUCCGGGAUGAGAUGGCCCAUGUGACGGGGCGCGUGCUCCCAGCUCCGAUGUUGCAGUAUGGAGGACGGAACCGAACAGUGGCAACCCCGAGCCAUGGAGUGUGGGACAUGCGAGGGAAGCAGUUUCACACUGGUGUGGAGAUCAAAAUGUGGGCUAUAGCUUGCUUUGCAACACAGAGACAAUGCAGAGAAGAAAUACUGAAGGGUUUCACAGACCAGCUGCGCAAGAUCUCCAAAGAUGCAGGGAUGCCAAUCCAAGGCCAGCCCUGUUUCUGUAAAUACGCCCAGGGUGCAGACAGCGUGGAGCCCAUGUUUCGACACCUCAAGAACACCUAUUCAGGGCUUCAGCUCAUCAUUGUCAUCCUGCCAGGGAAAACCCCGGUGUAUGCGGAGGUGAAGCGUGUGGGAGAUACGCUGUUGGGAAUGGCCACGCAGUGUGUUCAAGUCAAGAAUGUCAUUAAAACAUCUCCGCAGACCCUAUCAAAUCUGUGCCUGAAGAUUAAUGUUAAACUAGGAGGAAUCAACAACAUCCUUGUACCUCAUCAACGACCUUCUGUGUUCCAGCAGCCAGUCAUCUUUUUGGGAGCCGAUGUCACUCACCCUCCUGCUGGAGACGGGAAGAAGCCUUCCAUAGCUGCUGUUGUAGGUAGUAUGGAUGCUCAUCCAAGCCGGUACUGUGCCACGGUCAGAGUUCAGCGACCCCGGCAGGAAAUCAUCCAAGAUCUGGCCUCCAUGGUGAGAGAGCUUCUCAUCCAGUUCUACAAGUCAACACGGUUCAAGCCCACGCGUAUCAUCUUCUAUAGGGACGGGGUCUCUGAAGGACAGUUUCGGCAGGUUUUGUAUUAUGAACUGCUAGCCAUUAGAGAAGCCUGCAUCAGUCUGGAGAAAGAUUACCAGCCUGGAAUAACCUAUAUUGUGGUGCAGAAGCGACAUCAUACACGACUGUUCUGUGCUGACAGAACAGAAAGGGUUGGACGAAGUGGCAAUAUUCCAGCUGGAACAACCGUAGAUACAGACAUUACACAUCCAUAUGAGUUUGAUUUUUACCUCUGUAGCCAUGCUGGAAUACAGGGUACCAGCCGUCCUUCACACUAUCAUGUUUUGUGGGAUGAUAACUGUUUUACUGCAGAUGAACUUCAGCUGCUGACUUACCAGCUCUGCCACACAUAUGUGCGCUGUACACGAUCGGUUUCUAUACCUGCACCAGCGUAUUAUGCUCACCUGGUAGCAUUCAGAGCACGAUACCAUCUUGUGGACAAAGAACAUGACAGUGCUGAAGGAAGCCAUGUUUCAGGACAAAGCAAUGGGAGAGAUCCACAGGCCCUCGCGAAGGCUGUACAAAUUCACCAAGACACCUUACGCACGAUGUACUUCGCUUAAGUCAAUAAAAUGGGAGCAUACUCACUGAAAGGAAGAACUGAAAACUUAAGCCACAUACAAUGUAUGUUUCCAGUGGGGUUGGUUUAGGGGGUGUGCCUCCGAUCGUGCUGGAGUUGCCGCUGUGCAGGGGCCAGAGGCUCACCCUUAAAUUGACACAAGGAAGAUUGUUUACUUCAUCGAGGAACACAGCACUAUUAUGCAAUAUGAAACCAGCCAACUGCUUUUUUGGCGCGGUCUCCUGGAGGAAGCACCGCCAUCAUUUUUUUUUUUUUUAUUUCUCGUAGUUUAACCCUCUUAUGCCUUUACCUCAAGUUGCUCGGCAGCACAAACCACCUUUGUAGGAA